ACCAUGGAAGAACUCCAGAGAAAGCUGAAUCAACGCUAUGAAGACACCAAGCCCAGAAAGGUGAGGUUCAAGCUGGCGUCAUCCUACAGUGGCCGGGUGUUGAAGCACGUGUAUGAGGAUGGUCAGGAGCUGGAUAGUCCAGAGGAGAAAUACCCUCACAGCUUUGUUCAUCGCAAAAUCCCUCCCAGCCAUCUGGAGGUGGAGCAGCUCUGUGGGUUUGAGGAUUCUCAUGGGGACCAACAGGGUGUCUAUCCCCCAACAGGGCUCAUUGCCCAGAGAAUAAACGUGUACAGAGGAAUGGGAAGCUACAAACCUCCUGCAGGCCAGACUGAGGAAGCAGAGGGAGAUGCCACAUCCUCAGUGUUGGACUUUGGCAAAAUAAUAAUCUACACCAGCAAUCUGCGCAUCAUCAGAGCACCACAGAAGAAGCCUGAAGUGUUGCGGCAACACACACUGCCUCCUGAGGACUUGGAGGGAUACCCAAAGGCCAGGGAGAGGGGGAGCAGGAGGAGGGCUAAAGCUCUUUGUACACAGGACGGGGAGGAGAAGGAGGAGAAACAGAUCAGCGACACAGAGACCAAGGAGGCUGACAGCUGCCAGCAUUGUGGUGGUUCGGGCUGCGCUCCCUGCUCUCUGUGUCACGGUAGCAAGCUGUCUAUGCUGGCGAACCGCUUCAAUGAGUCCAUCAGUGAUCUGCGUUGCCAAGCCUGCUACCCCCAUGGUCUGGAGAAGUGCCAGUCCUGCUCCAGCAAAUAG
Molecule: messenger RNA, 756 nt
Organism: Micropterus dolomieu (smallmouth bass)
Lineage: Eukaryota; Metazoa; Chordata; Actinopteri; Centrarchiformes; Centrarchidae
Product: glutaredoxin domain-containing cysteine-rich protein 2
Exons: 5
Coding region: 4-756 (250 amino acids)
Biological process (GO): sensory perception of sound
Source: RefSeq, a predicted model, not a curated record